AUGGCUCAGUUCAAGCUCAUCGCUUCCCUCCUUGUAUCUCUAUGUCUCGUUCUACCUCUCAUCCAAGCCAAGGACGUUAACUACUGCGAUAAGAAGGCUGACUAUGAUGUCAAGGUCAAGGCAGUCGAGAUAAUUCCUUACCCUGUGGCGAGAGGCAAGCCUGCCAGCUUCAGCAUUUCUGCAACUACAGGUGAAUCAAUCUCUGGAGGAAAAUUGGUGAUUGAGGUUUCAUACUUUGGUUGGCACAUCCACAGUGAGACUCAUGACCUUUGCUCAGAAACAUCUUGCCCUGUUUCAACUGGUGAUUUCGUGAUUGCUCACUCGCAAGAUUUGCCUGGAUAUACUCCACCUGGUUCAUACUCUCUCAAAAUGAGGUUGUACGACGGAAACAAACAUGAACUGACAUGCAUUGCCUUUGAUUUUGACAUCGGGUUUGCAUCAUCUGAUUCAUCCGUGGCUGAUAGUUAA
This is a messenger RNA of Prunus armeniaca (apricot), 468 nucleotides long. NCBI's taxonomy places the organism in Eukaryota, Viridiplantae, Streptophyta, Magnoliopsida, Rosales, Rosaceae. The record is from the annotation of a GenBank genome assembly.